This is a messenger RNA of Moesziomyces antarcticus, 573 nucleotides long. RefSeq names its product neuronal calcium sensor 1. Bases 1 to 573 code for a protein of 190 amino acids. Gene Ontology annotation, molecular function: calcium ion binding. Gene Ontology annotation, cellular component: membrane; intracellular membrane-bounded organelle; cytosol. NCBI's taxonomy places the organism in Eukaryota, Fungi, Basidiomycota, Ustilaginomycetes, Ustilaginales, Ustilaginaceae. The transcript has 5 exons. The record is from RefSeq and is a predicted model, not a curated record.
AUGGGCAAGAACCAGUCCAAGCUGUCGCCCGAGCAGCUCUCGGAUCUGCAAAAGAACACCUACUUCGACAGGAAGGAGCUGCAGCAAUGGUACAAGGGCUUCCUUAAGGACUGCCCGUCUGGCAUGCUCGACAAGCAGGAGUUCUGCCGCAUCUACAAGCAGUUCUUCCCGUUUGGCGAUCCAUCGACAUUUGCGGAAUACGUGUUCAAUGUCUUUGACGAGAACAAAAACGGCACGAUCGACUUCAAGGAGUUCAUCUGUGCCCUCAGCGUGACUUCGCGAGGAAGACUCGACGAGAAGCUCCGAUGGGCUUUCCAGCUCUACGACAUUGAUGGCGACGGCACCAUCACGUACGAAGAGAUGCUCACUAUCGUUAGAAGCAUCUACAAGAUGACCGGCCAAAUGGUCAAGCUCCCAGAGGACGAGGACACACCCGAAAAGAGGGUGGACAAGAUCUUCCGCAUGAUGGAUCGCGACAAGAACGCCCAGCUCUCUUUCGAGGAAUUCCAGGAAGGAAGCAAGCAGGACCCCACCAUCGUUCAGGCGCUCUCGCUUUACGACGGCCUCGUCUAA